Molecule: messenger RNA, 1467 nt
Organism: Histoplasma mississippiense
Lineage: Eukaryota; Fungi; Ascomycota; Eurotiomycetes; Onygenales; Ajellomycetaceae
Exons: 1
Coding region: 1-1467 (488 amino acids)
Biological process (GO): double-strand break repair via homologous recombination
Cellular component (GO): cytoplasm; chromosome
Molecular function (GO): four-way junction helicase activity; 3'-5' DNA helicase activity
Source: RefSeq, a predicted model, not a curated record
AUGAUGGCAAGCACAUUGAGAUGCGGGGCAUAUCACCACCACCAGAUCAACAAGGCCGGCAUACUGGAGUGUUUCCAGCAAGGUCAACACCAGGUCAUCGUGGCGACAAGUGCACUGGGCAUGGGAAUCGACAUCCCCAACAUCUGCAGCAUCAUCCACGUCGGACGGCCGCGAUCAUUGCUGGAUUAUGGACAGGAGAGCGGGCGUGCAGGGUGUGAUGGACAGACCAGUGAAGCCAUCAUCAUUGAGCCCGAGGGUAUCAGUACAGCAAUGAUAUGGUCAAGAAAGGAUGCACCAUCACUGCUGGACCAGAAGCUGGUUGAGCGGUACAUGCAGGCAGGGGGUGAGGGGGGUGAUGAACCGAUGGCUCGAUGUCGACGGGUGGUGCUGGACCGGUACCUGGACGGGGAAGUGGAGGGUUACAUGAGACGGCACUGCGGUGAUCGACACACAGGGGAGUCCCAGUGUGACGGGUGCGAUGCCGAGUGGGAGGCCAGGGAGGCCGUGUUCACCCCCAGCCCAGGUGGCACGCCCACGCCCACACCCAGUCCAGGCUACAGUUCAAGAGCAACAGCCAAGGAUGACUCCAGCGAGGAUGAAACCAGCCAGGAGUCAGAGAUGGAGAGCCAGCAGGGUGAAACCCACAUCAGAUUCAACGGCACAUGCAGUCCCAGAAUGGCCAGAAGUGUGAGCAAGAGCACAGACGACAACAUAAAUGAAAGCAUCACCAAGAAUGAAGCUUCAACUUCAGGCGGGAGCAGCCCGGGUCAAUGGAACAAGCAAGAGUCAAGUGAAAUCAGUGAAGACACCAGGGGCAUCCCAUCAACAACCAGACAGACAUUCCACAAGCAGGAUGUCCGUCGAGGCCGGUUCAUCAUCACACACCAGCAGCGAGGGCAGAGGGCAUUGAUGGAUGAGGAGGUUUUAGUGGAAGAGGCGCAGAGGUGGAAGGAUCAGUGUUUGAUAUGUGCAAGUGGCAAGCGGGAGUUUGACCAUGAGCUGUACCAGUGUCCCCACGAGGAGAGCCAGGAGGCAAAGAGAUGGAUGAUGACAGUGCGGAGCAAGAUCAAAUACACACGGUAUUCCGGGUGCUUCCGAUGCGGGAUGCCGCAGUCCAUAUGCAACAGCUGGAAGACACAGAGGCAGUGUCCGUACAGGGGAUUUUUGAUCCCGACGGUAGCAAUGAUGGUGUAUGGGUGUCAUGCAGGGCAGAUGAAGCAGGCGUGGAGACAGCGGCUGAGAGAGUUCAAUGUGGAUGCAGAUGAUCAGGAGGCGGUGAUUGAAUUUUUGGGACAUAAGGUUGAGGGGCAGGGCAUCGAGCACAAUCCAGCUGGUGGAGAUGUUUUGUUGGCUGCGAGGGAUAUAUCAGGAGGCAGAGAGGGGGAAGAUGGAGUCAGAGGGUACAGAGGUCAAGUGAUAUCAUGGGUGAGGGGCACAUCACGGGUGAGAGGCACCACAGGAGGAUGA